Messenger RNA from Ectocarpus siliculosus, 1287 nucleotides. The record is from the annotation of a GenBank genome assembly. Lineage: Eukaryota; Phaeophyceae; Ectocarpales; Ectocarpaceae.
AUGAAGGCAUUCGUUGCGAUUUUGGACCACCUUUCGUAUGGGACGUUGAAAUGCUGCUGGUGGUCCCUGGGCAACGUCUGGAAGACAAUAACGAGGGUGAAAGAGGCCCGGGAGCACAAGAGUUUGGGACGGUGGAAAUUGGCGAAGGCCCGGGAGCACAUGAGAUUGGGAAGAAGGUGGUAUUUCGCGACAAAGCAAUACAAGGCCUACCGCGACCAAGUGGGAGUCUUCAACCCAGAAUGGCACUUCACGGUGGCCCGUGAGCUUAAAUACUGCCAACAGAAAAAAGAAGAGGAGAGGAGAGGAGAAGAAGAGAAGAAAAAGAAAACGCGCAUGGAAAAACGGAGGAAGGUCGAAGACGAGAGGAGAAGAAAGGAGCUUCUGCAGAAGGGGCGAAUUCACAGAAAGCGUGGGCGGUGGGAGUUGGCGAUUACGCUAUUCCGGCUCUACCUCAACGACGAGGGUGCAGACUUGGACACGUGCAUCAUCGUACGUGCCGAGCUCCACGACUGCCAGCAGAAGAAGUCGGAAGAGGAUUGGAGGGAGAACGCGACCGAAGAUGAGCGAAAAAAGAACGUGGAGCACGAGCAGAGGCGUACUUCGCGGGGGGUGUUGUCUGUGGGGUUCAGCGGAAGUUUUUUGCAAAGGCUUGAGGGCAAUGGCGCGGAGUGCAAGGCCCUGUGCGAUCUGUUCAAUGCUCGGUGGAUUAAGCCACGGCCGGAAAACGGUGUUUCGAUCGUGCGCAUCUUCAGCAUCCAGGUUUCUCGUGAGGUGCGUGAGAAGCACGAGCGGUACAAAGGAAAGUUCGGUAAUCUGUGCCAACGCUUUCACGGCACCUCCUGCAACGAAGGGUGCAACUUCAUGGUCGACCCACAGGGCGGACAGGCCCCGUGCGGGGAGAGCAGCUGCAGCGUCUGCAACAUCUGCAAGCUAGGAUUCCAGCUGGGACCCAACGUCGCCCGCACAGCCCGGGCAACCCGUUUCCCGCUUCGGUACGGGGCGGGCAUCUACUUGACGAGCGUGUCCGGCAAGGCUAACGACUACGCCUCGCGCUCGGCCAAGAAAGUCGGCGAACUGGAGCUGAGGUGCAUGUUCGUCGCCAGCGUCGCCCUGGGGAACACGUUCAAAACCACGAGUGCUAGGCUCCCGGCAGACCAGUGCCCGCCUCCUGGCUACCAUUCUGUGGUGGGAGAGGCGGGCCAACGGCUGAACUUCGACGAGUUCGUGGUGUACAAGGAGGAGGCUGCUCUGCCAACUCACCUCAUCGUGUAUGCUCUUCGGCACUGA